This is a messenger RNA of Aureobasidium vineae, 1560 nucleotides long. NCBI's taxonomy places the organism in Eukaryota, Fungi, Ascomycota, Dothideomycetes, Dothideales, Saccotheciaceae. The record is from the annotation of a GenBank genome assembly.
AUGAAGACCUGCGACAGAGAGUCUUAUCAGCUGAGAGAGUUAUACCAAGGUGCUAUGCCCGAUGUUCUGGCUGCAGGAGAACAACUGCACAUAGCCAUGGGCGUAGAACGGGAAGCUUUUGAUGACAACGGACAGCUCGUCGUCCUACCCUGGCAUAUGCCGUUACCCAGAGAACUUCAACGUCGUCUUCAGCCCAAAUCUCACCAACUCAGCACAGCCAUCGAUACUGUCAACAGUGGACAUGAGAUGAGCUUGAUGCCAUGUAAAGGAGCUGGGAUUGGAGCACUCCCACAACGUAACAAGAGAAGAACCGACCCGUCCAACCAACUCGAGCGCGCUCUCCACAAGAAAAGCCUCGCUCAGCAUCUCUCUGCACCCAAUAUCGCACUACCAGUUCCUCUUCGAUCCAAAGACGCAAAUCUGCCUCUGCUCUUGGCCAGAACAAAAGCUCCAAUUAAGACCAACGAGGUGUUGGACAACGUACUCAAGCGCAAGCUCUCCAAAGUCAAGCUUCCCGUAGCCCCUGAAGACGGGCCUCUGAGCGGUGAGGUGCCCAAUCUGUCCAACCAACCAGCUUUCCAACACAGAUUUCGCAAUUCCGAGCCAUCUCCCAGCACAGUCCAAGAUACGGUAGGCGUACAGAAAAAGCCUGGUCACCCCAAGACGGUGGAACAUGAAGAAAAGUCUGAAUCACCAUCGCCUCCUCGUCGUCGCUCCAUGCCACCUAUCGAAGCAGUUCUGGCUCAUGGCUUCAAGAACUUGAACCUCGUUCGCCUUCUUCAAGACAGCACUCCACGCUCGCAUGCCUUUGAGCCAUGGACAAACCUUGCUCUAUGCCACAAAGUUGUGUCUCCCACACCAGCAUUCCUGCUCAACAUGACCCCCUUCCAGUACGACGACAGUGAAGACACAUACUACUGGAAGUCUUCGCUGCCCAUGCUACUAUCUUACCACUUUGCCAACCCAGCAGCUCUGAUUCAGGAGACACCUAUCCAACGUCUAACCUUCGAUCUCCCGGCGCCGACCCCGAAACUGUCUCUCGCUUCCGUGGGCAACAGAAAGCAACCCAACAGAGCAUCAAGACAACCUCACUACAAGACUGAAGGCCCCGAGACCAACACCGAAGUCAGAUUGAUCAGAAUUAUUCUGCCUCCUCUGCUGCACGGCAACAAACUCAGCGAUAAAGAAGUCCCAUUCACUGAUUGGCUCAUCAUCUGCCUCAGCGACAGCACUUCCACUGCUCCGCCUGCCAAUACCAGAGUCCUGCGCUCUACAACCAAGGCAAACAAAUAUCCAUACCUCAUGCUCGCCAUCCCCACUCACGCAAUCGCCGAAACCGCUUUCGUGUCGAAGAGUCCUAUUGCAACAGCUGUGGGUGAAGACAAGAAGCAGCAAGCUAUUACUACGAUGUUGAGGUUCACCAGCAGAGGAAGACUGCCCCUGAUGUUUGGUGUGGGAAGGGAUGCGAGUUUUGCAGACAAGUGGGUCAAGGGCUUCGGCAUGGGAGUCGCGAGUUUGGAGGUCACGGUCAAGGGUGGUGAGUCGCCUUGCUGGAUGUAA